This is a messenger RNA of Chelonus insularis, 1998 nucleotides long. RefSeq lists its product as uncharacterized. The record is from RefSeq and is a predicted model, not a curated record. The coding region runs from base 571 to 1647 and encodes 358 amino acids. The transcript is spliced from 6 exons. Lineage: Eukaryota; Metazoa; Arthropoda; Insecta; Hymenoptera; Braconidae.
ACUGAAAAUUUAAAUUUUAAGAUCAUGUGCUAAAGUGAAUGACUUAUUGUGCUUUAUCUUAUAGUUUAUGAAUUUAAUAUCAAUAAUACUAUUGGAAUGCUAUGAACAAAAAAAUAACAGUUAAAAAUAAUAUAUUUAUCGAGUAAGGCUUGAAAUAAAUCUGAAAAAAGUACAGUGAACUCUAAUAAAAUCUUGAGUGAAAAAUAAUUGAAUUUGUGACUGAAACUCUAGUUAUUUAAAUUAUAUUAAAUCAUUUAAUAAUAUUAUUAUAUUAUUUUUUAUAAUAACUUGAAUAAAAUAGUGUUUAUUGGCAAUGAUAGUCAUCAUCGUAGUCAAUAAUUAAUUAUCUUUGUUUUGGACUUUAAACAUUAUAACAAAGAAAAUAUUUUAAAAAUAAUUAAUUAAUUAAAAAUUUCUUUAAAUAUGCGUAAAUUAGUGGAAGUGAUAAAAAUUAAAACUAUCAGCUGACUACUAAAGUUGCUCCGCAGACAAGCGGGCCUUUAUGAAGCAGAAGCGUAUCAAAAAAAGAAAAAAUAUUCUAACGGACACGAAAAUCACUUGUAUUCAAUCAUGACGUUUAGUACCUCGUUUCACAGUGAUAAAGCAUCUCCUCCUCAGAGCCAUCCAGCUCACUAUAGGCCCAGUAUAGUGUUAGGAGAAGAAACAACAUUAACCGAUAGCUUGACUGAAGGACUAGGAGGAAAAUUGAAAUGUUCAUCAUCAAUUUCACGGUUACGAGUGGAAAAAAUCGAAGGAGGAUUAAUGGUUGCAGGAGUAGUUAUUGCAGCUAACUGUCAAAUAGCUCUACCAGCAUUUGGUUUCCUCUUCAUGUUUGUCGGAGCUGUGUUGACAGCUGCAUCAUAUCGGGGACCAGGUGAAGAUGAAGAUAAAGAUUCUUAUGCAGCAAGGAUUGCCUUUACAGGAAAUUCCCGGAUUUUAGGACCUAUUUGUAUUGUUGUUGGAGCUUUAAUGUUAGGACUUGGUGUCUUACUAUGCAUGUUAACAAGAAGAGCACGACAAAAAGAGCGUCGAGUGGGCUUCCAUUGUCCAUUGCAUGGAGAUUUUUAUCCUUUAGGACCUGUCCAGGGUAUUAGAAUGCUAGAUGAUAAAGAAGUCAACCGGUGGUCUAAAAUCCCUUGCUUCAAAAGACGUUCUAGAGAGAAAAGUAUGAAUGGCUUCAGCGGAUCACACAUAGGACCACCUCUAUGUCCGCAUUCUGUACUCAGCAGUACCAGAAGCUCAGUCAGCAGCUCACCACUAAGUCCGUGUCCAACACCAAUGCCAUUUCUUGUUACAUCUGGCUCAGUAAGUAGUGGAAUGGUGCAGAGCGUUGGAGCAAAUCUAUCCCCAGACCAGACAUUUGGAUCGAUUCGAUCUCUUUCAGUAACUCGAGAGGUUGCAAGUUUUCCUCUGUCAAGAACACCAACGCCGCCACCUCCGCAUAGAUCAUCACCAAUUAAUACUUCAGAGGACUUUGUUAGAAUAAAUAGUUCUCAUCAAGAAUCAUCAACCAGACCAGAAGUGCGAGUCAUAGCACCAUCACAUCGACUUACAUUUUCUCCAACAUUGAAUGCCACUAAUUCUCAUCAAAAUCCGAUAGGAAGAAAAUCUGUAAGCAUUUUAUUACCAGAACACUCAAAUGGAUGAUACCAACAUAGUUUCGUCCAUCGCUGUGAUAAAGGGCCAUUCCGGAAGGAAACUUAAAAAUCACUCGUCUCUUAUUUUUAUGGUACGAUGCCCGAACAAUUUAUAAUUUAAACUUCAUCAUGUAUUGAUUUGAAAAGUUAAAGAUUUUCAAACCUUUUUAUUAUUGAAUAAUGUGAAAUAUAAAAAUAUUUUACAUAAAAUUUAAUAAUUGAAAAUUUACUAUUAAGGUAUUCUUUUUUUUUACUGUGGUUGAAAUAAAUAAAAGACCUACUAAUAAGUAUUUAUAUAGUAAAAAAUUAAGAGAUUAAAGGUAUUAUAAAUUAACAGUUAAUCCUACUCUCCAUUUUUUGA